Molecule: messenger RNA, 3354 nt
Organism: Tetrahymena thermophila SB210
Lineage: Eukaryota; Ciliophora; Oligohymenophorea; Hymenostomatida; Tetrahymenidae
Product: telomerase reverse transcriptase
Exons: 19
Biological process (GO): telomere maintenance via telomerase
Cellular component (GO): telomerase catalytic core complex
Molecular function (GO): telomerase RNA binding; telomeric repeat DNA binding
Source: RefSeq, a predicted model, not a curated record
AUGUAGAAAAUUAACAAUAUUAAUAAUAAUAAAUAAAUGUUAACCAGAAAAGAAGAUUUGCUAACUGUUUUAAAAUAAAUCUCUGCUCUAAAGUAUGUUUCAAAUUUGUAUGAAUUUUUGUUAGCAACAGAAAAAAUAGUACAAACAAGUGAGCUUGAUACAUAGUUUUAAGAGUUUUUAACAACAACUAUAAUUGCGAGCGAGUAAAAUUUAGUUGAAAACUACAAGCAAAAAUACAACCAACCUAACUUCAGUUAACUGACCAUUAAAUAAGUUAUCGAUGAUAGCAUUAUUUUGCUAGGAAACAAAUAAAAUUAUGUACAGUAAAUAGGGACAACAACUAUUGGCUUUUAUGUUGAAUAUGAAAAUAUUAAUCUUUCAAGACAAACUCUCUAUUCUUCAAAUUUUAGAAAUCUUUUAAAUAUCUUCGGAGAAGAAGAUUUUAAAUAUUUUUUAAUAGAUUUUUUGGUAUUCACUAAAGUAGAAUAAAAUGGCUAUUUACAGGUAGCAGGAGUCUGUUUGAAUUAAUAUUUUUCUGUUUAAGUUAAAUAAAAAAAAUGGUAUAAAAAUAACUUUAAUAUGAAUGGUAAAGCUACAAGUAAUAAUAAUCAAAAUAAUGCUAAUCUUAGCAAUGAGAAAAAGUAAGAAAAUCAGUACAUUUAUCCUGAAAUUUAGAGAUCAUAAAUAUUCUAUUGCAAUCAUAUGGGAAGAGAACCAGGAGUUUUUAAAUCAAGUUUUUUCAACUACUCAGAGAUAAAAAAGGGUUUUUAAUUCAAAGUAAUUUAAGAAAAACUGCAAGGAAGAUAAUUUAUUAAUUCAGAUAAAAUAAAACCUGACCACCCUCAAACUAUUAUUAAAAAAACUUUGUUGAAGGAAUAUCAAAGCAAAAAUUUUUCGUGCUAAGAAGAAAGAGAUUUAUUUUUAGAAUUUACAGAAAAAAUUGUGCAGAACUUUCAUAAUAUCAACUUCAAUUACUUACUCAAAAAAUUUUGUAAACUUCCAGAAAAUUAUUAAAGCUUAAAAAGUCAAGUUAAACAAAUAGUCUAAAGCGAGAAUAAAGCUAAUUAAUAAAGUUGUGAAAAUCUAUUUAACUCCUUAUAUGACACAGAAAUAAGCUACAAGCAAAUAACUAAUUUUUUGAGAUAAAUAAUCCAAAAUUGUGUACCAAAUUAAUUACUUGGUAAAAAAAACUUCAAAGUGUUCUUAGAGAAGUUAUAUGAGUUUGUCCAGAUGAAGAGAUUUGAAAAUCAAAAGGUACUUGAUUACAUUUGCUUUAUGGAUGUGUUUGAUGUUGAGUGGUUUGUAGAUUUAAAGAACCAAAAGUUUACUUAAAAAAGAAAGUAUAUUUCUGAUAAAAGAAAGAUUCUAGGAGACUUGAUAGUUUUUAUAAUCAACAAAAUCGUUAUUCCUGUUCUCAGGUAUAAUUUUUACAUAACUGAGAAACACAAGGAAGGAAGUCAAAUAUUCUAUUACCGUAAACCAAUAUGGAAAUUAGUGAGUAAAUUAACUAUUGUCAAACUUGAAGAGGAGAAUUUGGAAAAAGUUGAAGAAAAAUUGAUACCAGAAGAUUCAUUUUAGAAAUACCCUCAAGGAAAGCUAAGGAUUAUACCUAAAAAAGGAUCUUUCCGUCCAAUCAUGACUUUCUUAAGAAAGGACAAGCAAAAAAAUAUUAAGUUAAAUCUAAAUUAAAUUCUAAUGGAUAGCCAACUUGUGUUUAGGAAUUUAAAAGACAUGCUGGGAUAAAAGAUAGGAUAUUCAGUCUUUGAUAAUAAACAAAUUUCAGAAAAAUUUGCCUAAUUCAUAGAGAAAUGGAAAAAUAAAGGAAGACCUCAGCUAUAUUAUGUCACUCUAGAUAUUAAAAAGUGUUAUGACUCUAUCGACUAAAUGAAACUUUUAAACUUCUUUAAUCAAAGUGACCUAAUUCAAGAUACUUAUUUUAUAAAUAAAUAUUUACUGUUUUAGAGAAAUAAGCGCCCACUCUUACAAAUUUAGCAAACAAAUAAUUUAAACAGUGCUAUGGAAAUUGAAGAGGAAAAAAUAAACAAAAAACCUUUUAAAAUGGAUAAUAUUAAUUUUCCAUAUUACUUUAAUUUGAAAGAGAGACAGAUUGCCUACAGUUUGUAUGAUGACGAUGAUUAAAUUUUAUAAAAGGGGUUUAAAGAAAUUUAAUCUGAUGAUAGACCAUUUAUUGUAAUCAAUUAAGAUAAACCAAGAUGCAUAACAAAAGAUAUUAUACAUAAUCACUUGAAACAUAUCAGCUAGUAUAAUGUUAUCAGUUUUAAUAAAGUUAAAUUUAGAUAGAAAAGAGGUAUUCCAUAAGGUUUAAAUAUAUCAGGAGUCCUUUGCUCAUUUUACUUUGGUAAGUUAGAGGAAGAAUACACUUAAUUCCUAAAAAAUGCUGAGUAGGUUAAUGGCAGCAUCAAUUUACUUAUGAGAUUAACUGACGACUAUUUGUUUAUAUCAGACUCUCAAUAAAAUGCAUUAAAUUUGAUUGUACAACUCUAAAACUGUGCAAAUAAUAAUGGAUUUAUGUUUAAUGAUUAAAAAAUUACCACAAAUUUUUAGUUUCCUUAGGAAGACUACAAUUUAGAGCAUUUUAAAAUAAGUGUUUAGAAUGAGUGCUAAUGGAUAGGGAAAAGCAUAGACAUGAACACAUUAGAAAUCAAAUCUAUAUAAAAAUAAACACAAUAAGAAAUAAACCAAACAAUCAACGUAGCUAUUUCUAUAAAGAAUUUAAAAUCAUAACUUAAAAACAAACUUAGAAGUUUAUUUUUAAAUUAACUAAUCGAUUACUUCAACCCAAAUAUUAAUUCUUUUGAGGGUCUUUGCAGAUAGCUAUAUCACCACAGCAAAGCUACAGUUAUGAAAUUCUAUCCUUUCAUGACUAAAUUAUUUUAAAUUGAUCUUAAAAAGUCAAAACAAUAUUCAGUUUAGUAUGGAAAAGAAAAUACAAAUGAAAAUUUUCUUAAAGAUAUACUAUAUUACACAGUUGAAGAUGUUUGCAAAAUAUUAUGCUAUCUAUAAUUUGAAGACGAAAUUAAUUCAAAUAUAAAAGAAAUCUUCAAAAAUUUAUACUCAUGGAUUAUGUGGGAUAUCAUUGUUAGCUAUUUGAAAAAGAAAAAGCAAUUUAAGGGAUAUCUAAACAAAUUACUACAAAAGAUAAGAAAGUCCAGGUUUUUCUAUCUUAAAGAAGGUUGCAAAAGUUUGUAAUUGAUACUUUCAUAGCAAAAAUAUUAAUUAAAUAAAAAAGAAUUAGAGGCUAUUGAAUUCAUAGAUUUAAAUAACCUCAUAUAAGACAUUAAGACACUGAUACCUAAAAUUUCAGCUAAAUCUAAUUAAUAAAAUACCAAUUGA